This is a messenger RNA of Diaporthe batatas, 2166 nucleotides long. RefSeq lists its product as uncharacterized. Gene Ontology annotation, cellular component: cytosol. The transcript is spliced from 2 exons. Gene Ontology annotation, biological process: lipid metabolic process. Gene Ontology annotation, molecular function: acetoacetate-CoA ligase activity. Bases 1 to 2166 code for a protein of 721 amino acids. Lineage: Eukaryota; Fungi; Ascomycota; Sordariomycetes; Diaporthales; Diaporthaceae. The record is from RefSeq and is a predicted model, not a curated record.
AUGGCACCAAAGGACGUGCCACGGAUGCUAUGGCAGCCAUUGCCCUCUUCAGCGAAGAAUAUCAAAGACUUGACCGAAGUCAUAAAUGCUCAGUACGGCACAAACAUAAACGACUACAUGUCCCUCUGUCAAUGGUCUGUCAAUGAGAAGACCUCGCCGCUUUUUUGGUUGGCGCUUUUCAAAUUCUUGGGGAUCAAGUCAGAUCGACCACCUCAAAGAACUUUUGAUGUCGACGCCAAUCUCCCUCCUCCAAUGUACCCACCACCCAAGUUCUUCCCCGAAAUCAGAAUGAACAUCGCCGAGAACAUAUUCGCCAACUAUCGCUCUGGGUCCACAAUUCUGCACGUUGCCUCCGAGAGAGAACCGGAUGUGCGAGACGUGACAUGGGACGAAUUGCACGCCGACGUGACGCGCGUCUCGAGCGCCAUGGUGGCGUACGGCGUGCAGGUCGGCGACCGGGUCGCGGCUGUGCUUUCCAACCGUCCGGAGACCGUCGUGUGCUGCCUCGCCGCCCUGUCGCUUGGUGCUAUCUGGUCCAGUUCGUCGCCCGAUAUGGGCGUGGAUGGGAUCCUCAGCCGCCUGACACAGAUCCGGCCGAAGAUGGUUUUUUGCGAGCGCGAUAUCGUAUACAACGGUAGGAGCGUGCAACUCCUUGCCAAGCACCGGACGUGGGCAGAGGCGCUGGCAAAGACGGCCCCGGAGCUCACGGCCGUUGUUGUCAUUGGAGAGAUGGGGGCGACAGACGAGCCAGCGCCCAGACGAACGCAGUCCACCACAGGUCCAAGCAGCCCCUAUCGCAUAUUCAUGUCGUGGGAUUCUUUUAUACGCCAAGGGGCACGCAACAGGCAGCUCACGUUCGAGCAGUUGCCAUUCAGUCAUCCUGGCUUCAUUGUCUACUCGUCGGGAACGACGGGGCCCCCAAAGUGUAUCGUCCACGCGGCUGGUGGGCUCCUCAUGUCGGCCUCCAAGGAUGCAUUUCUAAGCUACGAUGUGCACCGAGGCGAUACGCUUCUCCAAUACACAACAACGGCAUGGGUCAUGUGGGCACUGGUCUUCGUCUCUCUUUCGUUCGGGGGAAAGGUCGUGCUCUAUGAUGGUUCCCCGAUGGUGCCAGACCCUCUGGUCUUGCUCAGAUUGGUGGAGAAGUUACGCGUCAACGUGUUCGGAACAUCCGCCAAGUUUCUCUCCCUUCUGCGGGACCAGAAAAUAAGCCCAAGAGAGCAACUAGAUCUAUCUAGUCUGCGCACAGUCGUCUCCACCGGUAGCACCCUCACGGCCGACGUUGCGGAAUGGUUUUAUGAUUUUGGAUUCCCGCAGCAUGUAUUUCUCAACUCCACAUGCGGUGGCACUGAUCUGGCAUGCUCGCUCAUCUCCGGCGCACCCUCCUUGCCCCUGUAUGCGGGUGAGAUCCAGGCCCCGUGCCUCGGCAUGGCUGUUGACCUGUAUGAUGUCGACGACGAACGCGGCCUGUCUGUCCAGGGUACCGGAGAGCCUGGGGAGAUGGUAUGCAAACAACCUUGGCCAAGCGAGCCUGCGUUUUUCUGGGACGACCCAUCUGGCGGAAAGUACAAGGAUUCGUACUUUACCAAAUACGCUGCCAGAUUACAUGUGCGACCACUUCAUGGGCAUGGGCAACUCGAAGAGUACCGAAUUUGGAGCCAGGGAGACUUCGUGUCAAGAAACCCUGCCAGGGGAGGCUUUCUGACACAUGGCAGAUCUGACGGGGUGUUGAAUCCCGGAGGAGUGCGCUUCGGGUCUGCUGAAAUCUACAACGUUGUCGAGAAGGAUGCUGCCGUCGCCGAUAGUGUCUGCGUCGGCCAGAGAAGGGAUGGCGACGCAGAUGAGUCGGUGAUUCUUUUUGUCGUGAUGGCCAAGGGACAAAAUUUCACUCAUGCCGUCGCCAGGAGGCUUCGUGAUGAGAUCCGGUCAAAGCUAAGCCCUCGCCACGUCCCUAAAUAUGUCUUCGAAAUACGCGACAUCCCAUACACAGCAAACGGGAAAAAGGUGGAGGUCUUGGUCAAGAAGGUAGUGAGCGGAAAGAACGUGAAGAUCAGCCCGACGAUUGCCAACCCAGAGUCUGUCGAGGCCUUCCGACAAUUUGUGCAGGUCGAGGAUGUUAAUGAGAGGCAGGAACAUGCAUGGAACAGCAGAGCAUCUCACUUGUAG